This is a messenger RNA of Lathyrus oleraceus (garden pea), 1203 nucleotides long. RefSeq lists its product as uncharacterized. The coding region runs from base 1 to 1203 and encodes 400 amino acids. Gene Ontology annotation, biological process: proteolysis. The record is from RefSeq and is a predicted model, not a curated record. The transcript has a single exon. Lineage: Eukaryota; Viridiplantae; Streptophyta; Magnoliopsida; Fabales; Fabaceae. Gene Ontology annotation, molecular function: aspartic-type endopeptidase activity.
AUGACGCGCAGUGGCCGCGUGUUCGCUCCGCCGGUUAUCCCAAGUAGAAAUGUUGAGAAAGAUCCAGUAGUCGUGGUACCAGUGACAAGAGAAACAGAAGGGCAAACAAGCAAUUCAACCCUUGAUAAAGAAACAGAUGAACUACUUAGAAUUAUCAAGCUCAGUGACUACAAAGUGGUAGAUCAGUUGCUACAGACACCGUCAAAAAUCUCGAUCCUGUCCUUAUUAUUGAAUUCAGCUGUCCACAGAGAAGCACUACUGAAGGUGCUUGAUCAAGCCUUUGUAGAACAGGAUAUAACAGCAGAGCAGUUCAACAAUGUUGUAGGCAACAUCACUUCGUGCAAUGGCUUAGGCUUUUGUGAUGAAGAACUGCCAGAAGAAGGAAAGAAUCACAACUUCGCUCUCCAUAUCUCAACCAAUUGUCAAGGGGAUUCUUUGUCUAAUAUCCUAAUUGACACCGGUUCAUCUCUGAAUGUCAUGCCCAAGUCUACCUUGGUGAAGCUAAAGUACAAAGGGGGGCAAAUGCGGCACAGUGGAAUUAUUGUGAAAGCGUUCGAUGGAUCAAGAAAAUCAAUCAUGGGAGAAGUUGAUUUGCCUAUUGGUAUUGGACCACAUGUAUUCCAGAUCACUUUCCAGGUUAUGGAUAUAGUGCCAGCUUAUAGCUGUCUGCUCGGACGCCCAUGGAUUCAUGAGGCGGGUGCCAUUACAUCCACGUUACACCAGAAGUUAAAAUUUUUCAAGAAUGGGCAAAUAGUGACGGUUAAUGGGGAGCAGGCUAUGCUGAUUAGCCACCUUUCAUCGUUUAGUGUGAUAGAAGCAGACGAAACGGCUGUUCAAACUCCAUUUCAGGCCCUGACCAUCGAUGAUUACAAGAAAAGUGAAGGUUCAAUCGCGUCAUUCAAAGACGCCCAGCAGAUUGUCAAGACAGGUCCUACAGAAAUGUGGGGCAAGGUGAUAGAGUUGCCAGAAAACGUUAACCAUGCAGGAUUAGGCUUUGUUGAUGGAAAACAAGUGCAGACUUCAGUGGUGCGACCUUUCAAAGAUAUCUUUCACAGCGGUGGGUUUAUCAACAUGGUAGCAGUUGAGGAGGAUACUUUUGAGGGAAAGACAGAAGACGAAGGCCCCAGAUUUGUGACACCAGGAGUAGUUAUGAAGAACUGGACCACAGUUGACAUCCCAUAUUGUGUCCACAUAUCAAAGUAA